AUGUCACCUUAUGAGGCGUUGUAUGAGAGACAAUGUCGGACUCCAUUAUGUUGGAAUGAGACUAGUGAAAGGAAACUUCUAGACUCUGAGAUUGUACAGGCGAUAGUGGAUAAGGUCAAUAUUAUACGGGCCAAGUUGAAAGCAGCACAAGACAGGCAAAAGAGCUAUGCAGAUGUGCGUAGGAAGGAUCUCAAGUUUGAGGUUAGCGAUCGAAUAUUCUUAAGGCUCUCUCCUUGGAAAGGUGUAGUACGUUUUGGAAAACGAGGGAAGUUAAGUCCUCGCUACAUUGGACCGUAUGAGAUAUAUAUCUCAGACCCAUCACAUGUGUUGGAGACACCGGAGAUUGAAUUUAAGGAUGACUUAUCUUAUGAGGAGCAGUCAGUGCAGAUUUUAGGAAGGGAAGAGAAAAGGCUUCGCAACAAGAUUAUAGCUUUGGUGAAGGUUCUUUAG
This is a messenger RNA of Ziziphus jujuba (common jujube), 450 nucleotides long. RefSeq lists its product as uncharacterized. The record is from RefSeq and is a predicted model, not a curated record. Lineage: Eukaryota; Viridiplantae; Streptophyta; Magnoliopsida; Rosales; Rhamnaceae. The transcript is spliced from 2 exons. Bases 1 to 450 code for a protein of 149 amino acids.